AUGUCUUCUGCAUCCACUACCUCCAAUCUUACACAUAACCUCACAGAUUAUGAUGCUGCAUCAUUGUCAAAUGAGGAUUCUGUUAUUCGUAUGAACAGCAUAAUCGAACGAUUUAAGUUGAUCGAGUUACCAUCAGAAAGUGGUUUAUUUCAAAUCAUUGGGGAUUCUUCUUUACAAGUAUCUCUUCCAUCACAUCCAACAAACUCAACAUUACGUGCUCAAAGUCAUAUUUAUUAUAUGUUAACAUCUUCAUGUCCAAAUAAACUUCAUUUAGCAUAUAACUAUUUGCAUUCAAUAGAUUAUGGUGAUGAUUUGCACAUAUUAGUCGAAGGCGAUAGUGUAGACUAUUACUUAUUUUAUGAUGAUGGCCAUGUUGAACAUAAAGUCUUAGGUCAUGAUUACACUGCUGGAGAGAUACCAGUGAUUGUAACUCCAGGUACGAUUGCAUCCAAAGCGCUAAAACUACGGCAUGGAAAAAAUGGAUUUGCUUUUAUUGUCAGCGUCAUAACGCCAGAAUGGUCAUCUGAUCGAUGUAGAAUUGGAGCUGGACAAUCAUUUAUUAACAAAUAUGUUGAGAAAGAAGAAUGGUGUACAAAAGAAUUUCUAAAAGAAUUAAUUGGGCCAAAUUGGAAGGAUGAUGAUACAACAGAAAAUCGAUGA
Molecule: messenger RNA, 660 nt
Organism: Rotaria sp. Silwood2
Lineage: Eukaryota; Metazoa; Rotifera; Eurotatoria; Philodinida; Philodinidae
Source: the annotation of a GenBank genome assembly